GCCAUCUGCCGCCGACUUUCACUUCCGGGUGGCCUAAAUGGCAAACUCCAUUUAAUGUCGGGAGAUAUUGUGUGGUUUUGUGAGUGAAACUAACGCUUUGUGUGCUUUAAAGAGGACGAAGGGAUGAACAGAAUAUUCGGACGAGGCAAACCAAAAGCACCACCGCCGAACUUGUCGGACUGUAUCGGCAAUGUGGAUGCAAGGUCAGAUUCCAUCGAGAAGAAGAUUAGCAGACUCGAUGCUGAACUUUUCAAGUACAAGGAACAGAUGAAGAAGAUGAGAGAUGGACCCUCCAAGAACAUUGUGAAACAGAAGGCGAUGAGAGUCCUGAAGCAGAAGAGGAUGUACGAAGGCCAACGAGAACAGCUGGCUCAGCAGUCUUUCAAUAUGGAGCAGGCCAACUACACCAUCCAGACGCUGAAGGACACCAAAACUACUGUGGAUGCCAUGAAGAUUGGCGCCAAGGAGAUGAAGAGGGCCUACAAAGAUGUCAAACUGGACCAGAUUGAUGACCUGCAGGAUCAGUUGGAGGACAUGAUGGAAGAUGCCAGCGAGGUCCAAGAGGCUCUGAGUCGCAGCUACGGCACUCCAGACAUCGACGAGGACGAUCUAGAAGCAGAGCUGGAUGCCCUGGGUGACGAGCUCCUGCUGGAUGAGGACAGUUCUUACCUGGACGAGGCCUCAACUGCUCCCUCCAUCCCCGAGGGCAUGCCUGGGGAAAGCAAGACAAACAAAGAUGGCGUCCUGGUGGAUGAGUUUGGCCUACCACAGAUUCCCGCGACAUAAAAAAUGCUACACUUUGAAAACACUUGGGUUUUUUUUAACAUUGAUAUUACAUUUAAAAACUGUUUGACCACAAUAAUUAAACUGGACUAGCAUGUAGUCUUAACAUACUUAAUAUUUUAUUGUUUGUACUGGUAAGUAUUAGUUUACUUUAACUUCAUUUAAGUUUAGUUCAGUAUUUAGUUUUUUGACUAUUAGUGUGUAUGAUGACUUUUGAACUGUCUGCAGAUGAAUGGAAACAUACCAAUGACUGAAGUAAAUCUGGAUUUAUUGAUUGCUAUA
This is a messenger RNA of Entelurus aequoreus (snake pipefish), 1065 nucleotides long. RefSeq names its product charged multivesicular body protein 5a (gene chmp5a). The transcript has 8 exons. Gene Ontology annotation, cellular component: multivesicular body. The record is from RefSeq and is a predicted model, not a curated record. Bases 124 to 786 code for a protein of 220 amino acids. Gene Ontology annotation, biological process: vesicle budding from membrane; late endosome to vacuole transport via multivesicular body sorting pathway. Lineage: Eukaryota; Metazoa; Chordata; Actinopteri; Syngnathiformes; Syngnathidae.